AUGCCGGAUGAAGUUGCGCCAGCAGGUGCGGCUCCAGCAGAAAAUGCUGGUCAACCGGAACAACGAGGGUGGAUGACUAUCGUUCGUUCGAUGAUUCAGCAAAUGUUGGUUUUUUAUUUCAUCAGCUCUAUAAUUAAGAGCUUCUCUGGGGGGCCAACUAAUGGGACGAAUUCAACAUCAGUAUCGCGAUCUAGAUUACCACCAGCACACAACAUAUUUUCCCCUGGGCAAUUGUUUGAUUUGCAUAUUUAUCUUGACGAAUCGGAUCAACGUUUCAAUAAAUUCGAUAAAGAUAUAUUUUGGCUUCAAAAAGGAUUAAGAUAUGGAGAUUGGACUUCAGGACCCAACAAGGACGGCUCUUAUGUUUUCCAUAAGACUUUUCAAACGCCGGACGUUCUUCUACGCAAUAACUCGUUGUAUAUGCAUACGUUUGUUGUGAAAUCCGGACAAUCUCCAAACCCAAAAGACAGAAAUUUUGUGAAGAGAGAAGUUAUCUAUGGAUGCAAACAGUUGAACAAGUACAAGAAGAAGUUCUACAAGAAAACUGCGAAUCUUCUAACUGGCUUGAGUGAGCAGAGUGAUGAAGACCUGGCAAAGGCUGAAACAAUGAAGUUCGAAAUUCUCAACUUCUGGCAUCCCAAUAUUUCCAUCAAUUUGGUUGAUGAUCAAACUAAUUGGUCGAAAGGAGCGCUUCCUCCACCACUUGAUAAAGAUAUAAAAUUCACACCAGGAGGAGAAGCAUAUCAUCCGAUUCUCUUUUUCAACACAUACUGGAACUUGGGAGCUGAAUAUAUGCCCAUCAAUGAGACCGUUAAAGAGUUGAACUUGACUAUUACGUAUUAUCCGUUAUCCUUGUUCAAAUAUCAGAUGUACGCUAGCCAAUCGAUGAAAUCGCAAUGGAGUGGGAUGUUACAAAUGGAGACCGAGGACGAUGAUCAGGACUCUGUGAAACAAGCACUCUUGGAAACGAAUCCAAUCCUGCUUGGUAUCACGGUUGUCGUAUCACUUCUUCACACUGUUUUGGAGUUUUUGGCAUUCAAAAACGAUAUUCAAUUCUGGAGAUCACGCAAAGACCUUGUCGGACUUUCUGUCAGAUCCGUUCUGUUUAAUAUAUUCCAGUCUCUCAUCGUUUUUCUCUACAUUUGUGACAAUGACACCAAUUUUGUCGUCAAAUGCAGCGUGGGAAUUGGUCUAUUAAUCGAAUGCUGGAAAAUUCCGAAAGUGUUGAACGUCGAGGUUGAUCACGAAAAUAAAAUUAUGGGAAUUUUUCCAUCCGUGAAGUUCAGCGACAAAGGUUCUUACGUUGAGAGUGACACCAAAACCUAUGAUCAGAUGGCUUUCCGCUACCUUUCCUGGGUAUUGUUUCCUCUUCUCAUCGGAUACGCAAUUUAUUCCAUCAUCUACGUUGAACAGAAGGGAUGGUAUUCUUGGGUGCUCAACAUGCUUUACGGAUAUCUUUUGAUGUUCGGAUUCAUUACCAUGACACCACAGUUAUUCAUUAACUACAAACUGAAAUCUGUUGCCCAUCUUCCAUGGAGAAUGCUUACCUACAAGUUCAUCAACACCUUCAUUGACGAUCUUUUCGCCUUUGUCAUCAAAAUGCCAAUGCUUUAUAGAAUCGGGUGCUUCCGUGACGAUAUCAUCUUCCUCAUCUACCUCUAUCAAAGAUGGAUUUACCGUGUUGAUCCAACUCGUGUCAAUGAAUUCGGAACCUCUUUGGAGCAUGAGAACGGUGUUCCACAGCCAGUUGAAACCGCCACCGAAGCCAUUGAAGAAGAAUCCAAGAAAGAUAAAUAA
Molecule: messenger RNA, 1797 nt
Organism: Caenorhabditis bovis
Lineage: Eukaryota; Metazoa; Nematoda; Chromadorea; Rhabditida; Rhabditidae
Source: the annotation of a GenBank genome assembly